Salvia hispanica is the source of this 738-nucleotide messenger RNA. RefSeq names its product UPF0496 protein At4g34320-like. NCBI's taxonomy places the organism in Eukaryota, Viridiplantae, Streptophyta, Magnoliopsida, Lamiales, Lamiaceae. The record is from RefSeq and is a predicted model, not a curated record.
AUGGCUGAAGAAUUUAUUUUGGCAUUUGAUGAUUUGCAGAAGGACGAUUCCAAUAAUGAGAAAUUGGUGGAUUUUGUACGCAACCACUAUAAGAACAGCCUCAUCUCCCUCGAGUUCUGCUCAACACUCCAACGACGUCUUGACAUUGCAAAUGAUCAUGAUCUUCCUCCCUUCUUUCACAACUUCUUCCGUGAUGAUUUAUCCCGUCUCGUUUCAAACCAUUCCAUGAUGCUGGAUACGCUGAAACCGAUGUGCACCGGCUUCAACAAGGAGCUCGAUAGCAUCGGUCUCUCCCAGAAGGUGUCUGCCAUUUUCUUCGUCGCAGCGGUCAUAAUCUGUACGGCCGCGAGUGCAAUUGCCACUGCGAAUGCCAAUCCCGAGUGGGCUUGGGCAGCAGUGGCUGGGGCAGCCCCAGUGACCUCCAUUCUGUUUGGUGCGCUCGGAAAAUGGCGCCAUUCGGUACUAAACAAGAGUGAGACUGUGGUAAGGAAACAUAAGGAGAUCACAACACGUAUGAUUUUGGCCGCCGAUUGCGGCAUAAAAGAUCUCAUAAACAUUCACUUUGUAGCUAGCAGGUUGGAGUUCGAGACCAAAUCUUUGUCGAAAACAGUUGAUAAUGGGAAGAAAGUGGCGGCUGUGAAAAGGAGCUCUGAAGAAUUACUACAAAAGGUUAAAAACUACAAUGGUGAGAUCAAGUGGGUUAAACAAAAAGUGCUUGAUAUUAUUAUCAAACCCUAA